Fusarium odoratissimum NRRL 54006 is the source of this 1833-nucleotide messenger RNA. RefSeq lists its product as uncharacterized. Bases 619 to 1263 code for a protein of 214 amino acids. The transcript has a single exon. Gene Ontology annotation, biological process: protein complex oligomerization; protein folding; response to heat. Lineage: Eukaryota; Fungi; Ascomycota; Sordariomycetes; Hypocreales; Nectriaceae. The record is from RefSeq and is a predicted model, not a curated record.
AUUCUUCGAUUGUCCAUGGAACCGAUAACUGAUCAGCGUAAAGCCUCAACUAAUUCAUUGGCUUGUUCAGGGUCGGGUAAUACCCAUGACACCUGAUCCGAUGACCAGAAGUUUCCGUGGCUGUCAGAAGUCAAGGGCUGUAUUGCAGCUGCUGUAUCAUAUGUACGUUCUCGAAUUGGUUGGAAGCUUCUACCAUGAUCCACCACUGUCCAGCAGCUUCAUGCAACCACGAGCAGCCAACAGACUCGCGAUGCCACCUAAUUUCGUACGAUUUUGAUGCAAACAUCACGUAGUAGACCUCGCUUAAGGUUUGCCAAUGCUUCCGUAGUCCUCUUCUGCAGUCGUGCGAUUUCUAGAACCCCCAAGCGGUAGGAUCCGUCGACCUUUCGCGAAAGGCAAGGAAACUCCCAUCUCGAUCAUAUCUUCCUCAUCAAUGGGUAUAAAGCAAGGCUUCCCUUCCCCCCAAAGCUGGACUUCAUUCUUCAUCAGAACACACACAAGCAAACAAACACAAGCAAGACACUCUACAACAACGAUAACCACAACUUUAUAACUCUCUUUGCACACUACAACCAUCUCUUUCUCAUACACACUCUUCAACACAUCAACACAAACACAAUGGCUUUCUUCCCUCGCAACUUCUACAACUCCGAUGCUUCCUUUACUCCCCUCUUCCGUCUCCUCGACGACUUCGAUAGCUACUCUCGUCAGGGACAACAGAACGGCGGUACUCGCCGAAGCGGCCUCACCCACUGGCAGCCCAAGUUCGAUGUCCGCGAGACUGGCGAAGCCUACGAGCUCCAUGGAGAGCUCCCCGGCAUGACCAAGGACAACGUUCACAUCGAAUUCACUGAGCCUCAGACCAUGACCAUCCGCGGCAAGACUGAGCGCACAUACACUGCCGGCACUCCUCCCGCUGGCCUCGUCGAGGGCUCUCAGCCCCAAGGCGCCAUUGCUGAGGGCGAGGGUAACGAUGAGAACAAGAACUCUCACCACGCCAAAGUUGAGGACGAGGCCGAGGCCAAAGCUCACGAGAGCACCGAAGUCACCCACCACCAACAGUCCAAGGAGGUCGAGAAGAAGCCCGGUGAUCAAUCCAAGUACUGGCUCACCGAGCGCACCUUCGGCGAGUUCUCUCGCAGCUUCAACUUCCCCACUCGUGUCGACCAGGACAACGUCUCUGCCAAGUUUAAGGACGGUAUCCUGAGCAUUGUUGUUCCCAAGGCCAAGAAGCACGAGUCUCGCCGCAUCAACGUCGAAUAAACGCGACAACACACCACAACCCGGAAUCUUGACGACCUUAUUAUCCAGCUCUCAGAUUUCGCGACAGGUCAAGAUCAGUAAUGACUCAUCUUUACGACUUUAGCAUUGCAUGGAUCGGUGUUGGGAAGUUUCUUAGCAUGAAAUAGCAUUGUAGGCCUGGCUUGGUCAUUCGCUCCUUGUACAACAGCAACUAAUAAUUCAACUGCUUUUACAAACAACUUCCCAAACAUUCAUAAAAAAUCAAGUGACAUAUUCCGUAUUAUUUAUUUGCCUGUGACAAUAUAUACAUAUAUAUACUGCGAUAUCCACCAAGUUAUUAACGCUUAACACUGCAAUAGUAUUAGUUACACCUCAAUUACCUUCUCUCUAGAGAAGGCACGAAAACUUAAGGACCUAUAUCCUAAGCGACAGAAUGGUUCAGGCAAGCUUAGUGUAAAUUAAUGGAUUUUAAGAUUUGUAAUUUUCGGCGAUAUCAUUAAAUGUCAGAGGUUUCCUUGCUCCUUCAGGACUAUGUACUUACUAUUAAUCAAGACAGCCAAGUAGACAGGGGGCUCAAGGGUAGCAGACGGA